Saccostrea cuccullata (small rock oyster) is the source of this 1222-nucleotide messenger RNA. RefSeq names its product multiple epidermal growth factor-like domains protein 11. Gene Ontology annotation, molecular function: scavenger receptor activity. Bases 43 to 1173 code for a protein of 376 amino acids. The transcript is spliced from 8 exons. NCBI's taxonomy places the organism in Eukaryota, Metazoa, Mollusca, Bivalvia, Ostreida, Ostreidae. The record is from RefSeq and is a predicted model, not a curated record.
AGUGUCAGGAUACAGUUCAAGGAUUAUGGCCAAAAUACAUUAAUGAGACAGAAAGGAAGAUUUGCAGGAUUUUCCAUUUAUCUUUCAAACUCGACAAGAAGAGAAGAUUGGAUUCUAUGUUACAAGGACGGACCAGAGUUACCUCCUUUGGAUUUUAAUACAACCUGCAUAAAAUAUGGACGAUACGUCAUUUAUUAUAAUGAAAGACUGAAGGGCGUUACUUAUCCUGAUGCUUACGAAUCUGUGGUCUAUACAACGUUGUGUGAAGUGUUAGUGCAUGGUUGUACUAAAAGUGGAGUUUAUGGAGUAAAUUGUGACAAAGUCUGUCCAAUCAACUGUCAAGAACAGAGAUGCAACGUAGUUAAUGGUAGUUGUCUGGGAUGUAGGCCAGGAUGGACCGGGGACAAGUGUGAUCAAUCAUGCCCUACUGGACGGUAUGGUAUUGGUUGUAACAGAAAAUGUGUUGGGCACUGCACAAACAAAGUCACCUGCAAUCGUGAGUUCGGUCAUUGUGUUAACGGCUGUGCCUCGGGAUGGAUGGGGGACAUGUGUGAUAAAGCCUGUCAGCUUGGAUAUUUUGGAAGAAAUUGCUCUGGUGUUUGCUCUAAGAGAUGUAUUAGUACAUGUAAUUUCACAGAUGGCUCUUGUGACUGUGCCCCUGGCUGGAGAGAAUCAAACUGCAGUGAAGAAUGUAUUCCUGGAACAUUUGGAGUGAGUUGUCAACACAGAUGCAGUGGUAACUGUAUUGCGAAUGAAACAUGCAGUAGAUUUGACGGUAGCUGCCCGAAAGGCUGCAAACCCCCAUAUGGUGGAUUGACAUGCGAUCAUAAUGCUCUAAUGGGUUCCCUCUCUGUCGAUUAUAAAAAAGAUUAUAAUGGAAUAACAAUAGGCCUUUCAGUUUCACUUACUGUGAAUUUCAUAGCUUGUGCUGUAAUUAUAUUUCUGUUGAGUGGACGGAUUUUGCAAAACAUCAGAACCAAAAAUAAGGCACAUUCUUGUAAAAAUGCUGCUCAGAGUACAGAAGGUAUUGGAGGAGUGUUGGAGGAGAAAAACAACUAUCAGGAAAUAUUGGUCUGUGCUGAUAACAAUGAAUACCAAAUGAUACAAGCCUCAGAAGAUAUUGUAACAGAGCAAGGAAGCACAUAUCUAAACCUUGCAUUUAGUACUCUCUAGAGUCUGCAAGUCUCUAGAGCUGCGUGUGCUUAAACUAGCCAACUCAAGA